AUGGCAACGGAGCACAACACAGCAUCACGAAUAAGGAAGUCCCCGUUACUCGCACAGUACCGCGAAAUUUCGAAGCUGGUGUAUUUCCAGCCGGAACUAUAUUCCAGGGGAGCCCUAAAGAAGAGGCAUACGACGUUGUUUUCCAGUCGCAUUGACGUUACAGCAGAGUCUGGGAGGUCAGCGUCUCCUGCAGCAGCGUGGUGGAACAGAGAGCAGCUGCCUGCUGUGGAGGGUCUGUGGGCGUUGUCACUGAAGUCUGCUCUGCCGUACCUGGAGAACCAGCACUGGGACCUAGUUCCUGAUCUUCCCCAUCCACGUGAAGCGAGACCUGCAGCACUAACGCUUGAUGUACAGUGGUGGUGUGACUUCAGUGAAGAGGUUGCUGCCUUCCCUGAACCCUUUCCACCUUCUCCGAGGACUUCGAGUCCAGAUCGUUUCAGGCUCAGCUACUCCCAGCAGGACCUCUCAGCACAGACCAGACCUGAACCACAGACACCUGACAGACAGCUGUCCUCUCACAGCAGGCAGAGUCAUGAUGGCAAGACGGCAUCCCUUCAAGCCCUCACUAAAAGACCACGACUGUCCCUCCACAGCCGAGAGGAGGCUGCUCCAUCAGCAGGAGCCUCGAGUGGUGGGGGAGAAGAGGGUAGGAAAGGAGGAGAGGCUGGUCCAGUCAACAGAGAGCUCCUCACAGACCAGGUGAGGGUGUAUGACAGCCGGGUUUCUCAGCUGGAGGAGGCUGAAAAUAAAGAGGAGGUGCAGAAUAGUGUCAAAGCAGGAGGAGGAGAAGGAGGAGGGCAGCGGCUGCAGAGCUGUCCCAUGUGCCUGCUGGAGUUCCCUGUCGGGUUCACCCAGAUGGACUGUGACGGCCACCUGGCCCAGUGUCUGUCGGAGAUGAAUGUGGACGUGACCUGGUGAGCCGACAGGACGCUGGCUGCUCUCCAGGAUCUACGGGCAGCCCAGAUGCCCCACACACUCCAGUAUCCUAUCGCAUGGAGAAGGACGCACCCAGAGAGCAGCUCGUAUGGAGAACACUCACAGGAUGUAUGCUGAGAAAGGGACUCCUGGACACUGAGUUAUACGUCAAGGUGAGAAAGCAGGGUGUUCACCUCUUUUGGAGAAGAAGCAUGCACAUUGGAAAGAUCAUUCCUGCCAUGGAAGAGGGUUAGUUUUGAGAUUUUACACCAGGGGGAUUUUGAAAGCUCUGGUCGCAAUAACUCAAAGACUCCCCUCAGAGGUGCCUGAUCCUGAAUUUGGGUCUCUGCGAGCCUGUCCUCUUGGCCUCCGAUGCCUUUGAUUCCAGCUAGUCAAGAAGAUCUCCAAACUAAACUGGCAAUCCGACCUGCCUCCGAGAGACCAAAGUGGAGCCGAGCCACCUCCUCCUCACAAAGCCGACCUGUCGAUGGAGAGGUUUUCUCUUAGACUGGUCGGAUGUGAAUUACCCGGCAGUCAUGAUAACGUGAUCACAUUGUUCUAUUAAAUUCUCUUGUUGGAAUGAAUGAGUUCAAGCUAAAAUGAAUGUUUUGAAUGUACUAAGGCUGUAAGUUAAGGAAGGAAAUGGGCUCCCCUAGAGGGGCUGAAAUGUUGUCUUGAAUAAGUCAAGCGGAUGAAAAGCUAUUUAUCCAACACCACACAGCCUGUGUUUUUAAUGGUGCUUUCUUCUCCCCUAAAUGCUUACAGUGCGGCGAGCCCCAUGGGAGCUGCUUAUCAGUAUUUACCAAUGACAUGAGUUAUGUGUUGGAUAAGUGCAGUGUUGCUCUAUUUGCGGAUGACAUGCCACUAAUAAAGUUAAUCAGCUGCAUCACUCAAAGGCUCAGAUAUUAAACGGGUUCGAGAGGCCAAAUAUUUUGAAAAUAUUGUUAAGAAAAUGUAUGGAGGAAGAUUGGCACUAUUGAUGACGGCUCAGCUGUCUGGUUGGUGCAGAGAUCUGUCUAAGCUCAGAACAAAGCUGCAAGGCUCGGCUGCCCUGCCCGCUGGUUGUGAGGUAGAGUACACGUCUCCAGUGGCUCGUGGUUAACACACAAUCUAAUGAGUUUAUUUAGGCAUAACAACCAAAUUGCCUGUACUCACAAAUGAAUUACCUGCCCCCAGUACAGUGACCUAUAUAGUAACGCUUCUGGGGGUUAUCUAGUUAAAGAAAACCCCAGAACAUGUGCAGAUCUGUAACGUGUAGAGCCGUCACAGUGUGGAACGAGCACCCAGUAAGUCACAUUUUAAAAGACGUUAACAAUAACCCCAACGUUCGUUAAACGACCUGAAACACUAAUAUGGAAUUAAACAUGUUCUUAAUUCUUAUUUUAUAUAUUGUAUUUUGUUGUGUGCGAACCCCAGGAAGAGUAGCUGCUACCGUAAUGGCAGCUAAUGGGAAUUCGAAUAUAAAAGAAAUCACCCUUAAAAUCACAAAUUGUGUAUUUUUGAAACCUUACACAGAGCCAGGCUAGCCAUGUCCUGCUUCCAGUUCUGUACUGAAUGAGAUUGAUUGAUCCCUCUUCUAUUAAAUGACUUAGGGGUAUUAAGAAUCAGUUGAACAAAACUGCAUCUUUAUUUUUUCUGUGUGUUCUGUGUGUUGGUUCCAUCUCAGAUCAGGCCUGGCUCGUUGCAGUUUUCAACAUGCAAAAAUAUUCAAGUUAUUGUGCAAUCUGGAAAAAAAAUAUUCAUACAGAUCAUGAACAGUUCCUAUUUACUCUAAAAAUACAUAAAAAAUUAUAUUUCUGUCUUUGUCGUACUGACUUUUCCAAAUGUGCUUGGCAAGAAACUGUCAAGGGACGGUAAAUAAAUCUGCACACUGGCCUAAACACGUAUAUACAAAUUUUUUUUACAAUAGUUUCUAAUGGUUUGUGUUAAUUUUCUCCAUAUCAAAUAAAUACAGAAAAUGGUGCUGGAUAAGGAAUAUUGGUAAAUUGCCUCUUCCAGUCUCCCAGUAUGAGCAGAUUAAGUGGUGAUCAGAGGAUGUUCUGGCGUUUGAGGCCGACUUCCAGGCAACACACACACACACACACACACACACACACACACACACAAAACUGUAGCAUCUGCAAAGAUUUUUCUGCUGCCAUCUGCAAAAAAGGAAAGACUCAGUUCACGGAAAACCAGUAUCAUUUUUAAUAAUUACAUAUAUUUACAAAUAUGCAGUGAAGCAAAAUUAAGCAUAUCCAACUGGCAUUAUGUUAGAAAAAAAAUCAUGGACUAAUUUAAAUCAUUUUUAGAUGUCUGAAUGGCCCUCGCUGCUCUGUAAUGUGGUUUCAAGAACUCCCAGUCAAUCCAUUGGUCCCUCAAGAAAAGAAGAAUGCCACUAACGUAUCACCUGGUGUGCAAAUAGAUCAACAAAACACGGCUCUGAUCAACUCAGAUGGAGUUUGGGGGGUCGGAUGAGGAAGCUUGUCGAAUGUGGAAGUGAUUUCCAGCUUUUUGAAGUGUGUGUGUGCAGUGACUGUGGAUCUACUUCAUUAUCUCUCCUCUCCCAAUCUGUUUCUUCUGUCCCUUUAAAGGCCCUGCAGCUAAUUGAGACCCUUUGACUCGGGAUCAGCUAAUUAAUCCUAUUAUGUGGUUAUCAAAUUAGCACGGGUCAGAUUUCAUCAAAUCCAUCUCAGCCAACCGAGAGCGCUUCUUCUCCAGGGGAUCAACACAAAGCUCAUUUCAGAGUCCGUGGCAUUAAUCCAUGCUCCUAGUUGAUAUUCACAGUUGUGCAUGUGUUUGAUUUUAUCCCGGCCUUUUAACAGCUCAAGGCUCCUAAAUUUGGUUCCAAAUAAGUCGCUUGCUGUGUAUAAAGGUGGCAGUAUACGAAGUUAAACUUGCAUGAACUAGAAACAGCUUAAAGCUUCCUGUAUACAAAUAAACUCAUGGCUUCUUG
Molecule: messenger RNA, 3850 nt
Organism: Micropterus dolomieu (smallmouth bass)
Lineage: Eukaryota; Metazoa; Chordata; Actinopteri; Centrarchiformes; Centrarchidae
Exons: 6
Coding region: 1-918 (305 amino acids)
Molecular function (GO): ubiquitin binding
Source: RefSeq, a predicted model, not a curated record